CGAGACUCACCGGGGAAUCCUCGUGUUGUGGUCCGCGUCAAUACAUUUGUGUCGCUUAAUGUCACUAAAGAAAAUUGAUUAUGAGUUCUCAGAUCACUUGUGUCGGUUGGGUGAAGCGCGGAGUCGCUAAAGAAACGCCGGAUAAAGUCGAGCUGAGUAAAGAAGAGCUGCAGCGCAUCAUAUCAGAGGCCAGAGACGAGCUCAGGGACAGAGAUGAUGAGGAGGGAGAGGAUGAUGAAGGUGUGGCUAGUGGUCCAGACAUCAGUGAAGAAACAUCAGCCGAAGCUUCAUUUACAGCUGAAGAUGUGAAGGAUGUAAAGCCGACAGUGAAGCAGGAGGAUGAUGAGCUCGCUGAGUACGGUCUGGAUAAUUAUGAUGAAGAGGAUGAUGCAACAACAAAUCUUGGAGACAGUCUGGCAGGAUUGACAAUGUUCGGCACCAAUGAGGAGGAUCCGUAUAUCACCAUCAAAGACACAGAUCAGUACGAGCGGGAUGAUUUUCAGAUCAAACCCUCUGAUAAUCUGGUCCUGGCCGGUCGAGCCGAGAAUGACUGCUGUAACCUGGAGAUUUACGUGUAUAACUCGCCGGGAGAUUCUCUGUAUGUCCAUCAUGACAUUAUGCUGCCCGCGUACCCGCUGUGUGUGGAGUGGUUGAACUUUGACCCCAAUCCAGAGGAAGCAAAAGGGAAUUACGCAGCCGUGGGGAACAUGACUCCUGUCAUUGACGUGUGGGAUUUAGAUGUUGUGGAUUGUUUGGAGCCGGCGUUCUCACUGGGCAGCAUAAAAAAGAAAAAGAAGAAAUCCAAGAAGAAAGCGGCAGAGCCUGUAGACGGUCACUCUGAUGCGGUUCUGGAUCUGUCCUGGAACAAAGUGGUCGGGAACGUUCUGGCGAGCGCUUCUGCAGAUGAGAGCGUGAUUCUGUGGGAUUUACAGCAGGGCAAACCAGCAGCAACGCUCACAAAACACACAGAUAAGGUUCAGACUUUGAAGUUUCACCCAUUUGAGGCUCAGACUCUCCUCACCGGAUCAUAUGACAAGUCUGCGAUUCUGUACGACUGCCGCAGUCCAAACGACAGCCAUCGGAUCUGGAGGUUCAGCGGGCAGGUGGAGCGUGUUAUUUGGGAUCAUUUCUCUCCCUGUCACUUUCUGGCGAGUACAGAAGAUGGAUUUAUCUACUGUCUGGACGCUCGAUCAGAUAAGCCAGUGUUUACUUUGAGGGCUCAUGAUGGAGAGAUAUCAGGAAUGGACUUGAGCAGUCAGAUCCGUGGUUGUCUGGUCACAUCUUCCGCAGACAAACAUGUGAAGAUCUGGGACAUUCUUGGAGACAAACCCAACCUCAUCCACUCAAGAGACAUGAAAAUGGGUGUGAUGUUCUGCUCCGCAUGUUGUCCUGAUCUUCCGUUCGUGUACGCGUUUGGAGGGCAGCGGGAUGGUCUGCGCGUGUGGGACAUCAGUGAUGUAGCUUCUGUGGUCGAGGUUUUUGGCAGUCGGGAACGUUUGGUGGCAAACACGGUCUCGAGCGCCUCCAGCAGCGGCACAUCAGACAUGGAGGUCUACUAGUACUUUAAUUGACUCCUCCCACAAUGAUGUGGGAGUGAAUGACAGCGCAGGAGGCGGAGAAUCACAUAUGAUUGUUUCAUUGCUGAUGAGAUGAACAGUGACUGUGUCCAUGUAUGAAACAUAUUAAUGCCAUCAUGUGAAGGGAUGUGAUAAGAUCCUGCUUAUGUUAAUAUAUCUGAUAUAUGUGCAGGGAUCAGAUCUUCUCUGUUUCUCUCUGACAAAUGUUUGAUUCUUUCCUAGAGAAAGGAUAACGUCUCACUUCACAGAAAAGAUUUAACUAUUUUUCCAUCUUUCCUCUCUGUUCAUGAGGUAUAUAAAUUUUAGUGAUAUAUACUUUCUAACAAACCUUUUAUUGUGCUUUUACUGGUUUGUAAAAUGGUUUGUAUGUUGUUUUGGAAACAACAGUGAAUAAAACCAUCAAAGAUAA
This is a messenger RNA of Triplophysa dalaica, 1986 nucleotides long. It is a transcript of the gene pwp1, whose product is annotated as PWP1 homolog, endonuclein. The record is from RefSeq and is a predicted model, not a curated record. The transcript has 15 exons. Gene Ontology annotation, biological process: rRNA processing. Lineage: Eukaryota; Metazoa; Chordata; Actinopteri; Cypriniformes; Nemacheilidae. The coding region runs from base 81 to 1559 and encodes 492 amino acids. Gene Ontology annotation, molecular function: protein binding. Gene Ontology annotation, cellular component: nucleus.